AUGACAGAUAAAUUGUUGCCUACAGUUGAAAAAUGGUUGGGAAUGCGUACAGUUGGGAGACUACGGCACGAAUUGGGGUUGAAAAUUGAACAAAAAGAAGAUUCUGGUUAUCACAGGAAUUUAAAAAAUGUAAAGGAAAAAAUUUUAAAAUUCAAAAAAAAAUUUUUUCAGCAAUUAGUAGAACGUCCUUACAUUAAAUCAGAAUUGGUUAUACCCAAAAAACUGCAAAAACAACUUCCAUACAAUUUAAAACCUAAAAUAGAAAAAUUAACAGACAGAAGAAAUGAAAAUAAAAAUAAAUCAGAAUUAAUACAAAAACAUACAGCAUUAAUACUUGAACCUAAAGAAAGUAGAUUACACGCGAUGAUGAAGAUGUUAAAAACUGUAAAUGAAGAUAAGAGAGAAAAGGAGAAGGAAAUGAAUGAAGCGAGGCUUGAAAAACGGAAAAAGGAAUUAUCCAAAAUUAACGAAAAACGGACAAAGAAAAUGAAAGAAACCAGAAAAGCUUAUUGUAGGAAUUUAUCGAAAAGGGAGGGUAAACAAAUAAAAGAUGCUAUAGAAACGAUUGGGGCUUAA
Messenger RNA from Meloidogyne enterolobii, 576 nucleotides. The record is from the annotation of a GenBank genome assembly. NCBI's taxonomy places the organism in Eukaryota, Metazoa, Nematoda, Chromadorea, Rhabditida, Meloidogynidae.